Molecule: messenger RNA, 1523 nt
Organism: Penicilliopsis zonata CBS 506.65
Lineage: Eukaryota; Fungi; Ascomycota; Eurotiomycetes; Eurotiales; Aspergillaceae
Exons: 1
Coding region: 33-1523 (496 amino acids)
Molecular function (GO): FAD binding
Source: RefSeq, a predicted model, not a curated record
CAACCCUCUUUCCAUUCACUCUACUCUCCUCUAUGUACUCCGUGAUUAUUGCCGGGGGAGGUCCCGUCGGCCUCUUCCUCGCCGGCGAACUGGCCCUGCAGAAGAUCUCAGUCCUCGUCCUCGAACGCGAUCCCCCAGCCGUCAAAGGAGGGCAAAAGACAAGCAUGAAAGAUGGCCCUCUCGGUCGACGCGGUCUGUUCAAACCGGCCAUCGAAGCGUUCUACCGACGCGGCAUCCUCUCCGAAAUACUCUUCCCGACCUCGUCUAGCGGAAAAGAACGUGCAAAUUAUAUCGAGAAAGGGGCCGGGUUCACCUUUGGCGGCCAUUUCGCCGGCUUCCCCGUCAACGCCAACCAGGUGGACUUUUCCGUCUUCCCUCACCAUCGGGCUGGGCCGAGUUUCAUGCCCGGCGUGACUACUCUGGGCAGGAUGGAAGCUGUGCUGGCUGCGAGGGCGGAAGCGCUGGGCGUGACUAUCUUACGGGGGAAGACUGUGUGCGAGGUGUCGUGUGAGGAGGACCGAGUGAGAGUCUACACCCACGACCAAGACAAGGGAAAAGAGGCGUAUACAGCGUCGUAUCUUGUUGGCUGCGACGGCGGUCGGUCUACCGUUCGGAAAGCCUGCGGGUUCGAUUUCCAAGGCACACCCGGCGAGAUAACGGGGUACGCCGGGAUCUGCGAGGUGAACGAUCCCACCGGGGCAAUGAAGGAAGGGUUCAUGCGUACAGAGAAGGGAAUGUACAUCUUCAACAAGGGGCAGGGGAUGCUCCACCUCGUCGACUUUGAGCCCUUCAACCGCACGGCAAACACGGUCAUCACCCUGGCGCAUUUCGAGUCUGUUCUGCAUCGCGUGGUGGGAACAAAAACCCUUACCCUCAAGUCUCUCCACCAGGCUACCUCCUUCACAGACCGCGCAAUGCAAGCCACGCAGUAUCGACGAGGGAAUGUCUUUCUCGCAGGGGACAGUGCGCAUAUCCAUUCUCCGCUGGGCGCGCAGGGGUUGACUCUUGGGAUCGCCGAUGCUAUCAAUCUAGGCUGGAAACUUGCACGCGCUGUCACCUCCCCAUCUACUACAGAUAGCCUGUUGGACACGUAUCAUGCAGAGCGGGCGCCAGAGGCAGCUGCCGUGCUGGAAUGGACGCGUGCCCAGGUCGUCACUCUUCGAAGUGAUCCGUACAGUCGGGCUGUCGGGCGUUUGAUCCAGGAUCUCAUCUCCACAGACCAGGGGGCGACGUACUUCCUCUCUCGCAUGUGGGGGAUCAACCAGCGAUAUGAUCUUGGACAUGGAAAUGCCGAUUCGCUGGUUGGACAGAGUGCGCCAGAUGUGAUUCUGAAGUCUGGUGGUCGCCUGGGAGAUGUGCUUUGUACAGGCGAGUCUGUGGUCGUGGCAGACACAGCUGUCGAAAUACCUGGGAUCAAGUGUUACCAGGCUGAUAUCCAUGGAAUGAUGCUGGUUAGACCAGAUGGCAUUGUAGCUUAUGCUGGGGGUGAUCUGGAUACUUUAAGAAGUUUAUUAAUACUCUGA